UUUGCAUUCAGAACCCAGCCCGGGGAAACUGUCCGGAGGGCCUGAAAUAGUACCGUUUCCUCCUCCUGCAGCGGAGAGAGCCAUUUAUUAAUUAAGUUUGGAAAUUAGAGCUCCUCUCUUCUUGGGGCUAGAAAUUGGGUGUGUGUAUGUGUGUGUGUGCUUGAGUGUGUGGGAGUCUGGGCUUCCCUCUGGCCCCCGUUAGGAGUAAGCAGGAGUUAAGAGAGAGCAGGUAGGGAGGCUGGCUUAUAGGAUCAAAGAGAAAGAGUCUUCCUCCCUCCACUUCCUCUCUUUUCCCCACCUUCCUCCCAACCCUUGGCUUAUAAUCCCUAGUUGAUUUGAGACUAAAAUGGCUGCCGUUGCCAUGACACCCAACCCAGUCCAGACACUCCAAGAGGAGGCAGUAUGUGCCAUCUGCCUGGAUUACUUUACAGAUCCUGUGUCCAUUGGCUGUGGACACAACUUCUGCAGGGUGUGUGUGACCCAGUUGUGGGGUGGAGAGGAAGAGGAGGACAGGGAGGAGGAGGAAGAUGAAGGGGAAGAAGAAGAGGUGGAGGCAGUAGGUGCCAGUGGUGGGUGGGACACCCCCAUGAGAGAGGAUGAGUAUGAGGGAGAUAUGGAAGAAGAGGAAGUGGAAGAGGAAGAGGAUGAAGAGUUUUGGACCAAUAGUAUCAAUGGUCCUACCUGGGACAACAUGGAUUAUGUGUGGGAUGAGGACGAAGAGGAAGAUUUGGACUACUACCUGGGGGAUGUGGAAGAGGAACUGAGAGGUGAAGAGGAGGAAGAAGAUGAAGAUGAGGAGGUGUUGGAGGAAGAUGAAGAGGAAGAGCUAGAGCCAGCUACCCCUCCACCACCAGCCCCUGCUCCUAGGCGUAGAUUCACAUGCCCCCAGUGUAGGAAGACUUUUCCCCGUAGGAGCUUUCGACCUAACCUACAGUUAGCCAACAUGGUGCAGGUAAUUAGACAAAUGCACCCGGCCCCUCGGAGAGGAAGCCGGGGAAGUGAACAAGGGGUAUGCCCCAAGCACCAAGAGGCUCUGAAGUUGUUCUGUGAGGUGGAUGAGGAGGCUAUCUGUGUGGUAUGCCGAGAAUCAAGAAAUCACAAGCAACACAGUGUGGUGCCAUUGGAGGAAGUUGUUCAGGAGUACAAGGCCAAGCUACAGGGUCACGUGGAGCCAUUGAGGAAGCACCUGGAAGCUGUACAGAAACUGAAGGCCAAGGAAGAGAGGAGAGUCACUGAGCUCAAGAGUCAGAUGAAGACAGAGCUGGCAGCAGUAGCAUCAGAAUUUGGAAGACUGGCCCGGUUUCUGGCUGAUGAACAAGCUGGGCUAGAACGACGCUUACGGGAACAGCAUGAAGCCCAGUUAGGGAGAGCAGGAGCAGCAGCAGGACGCCUAGGGGAGCAAGCCACCCAACUGAGUCGACUGUUGGCUGAGGCACAAGAGCGAAGCCAACAGGGGGGACUUCGGCUGCUCAAGGAUAUCAAGGAGACUUUUAACAGGUGUGAGGAGGUACAGCUGCAACCUCCAGAGAUCUGGUCCCCAGAUCCCAGUCAUCCCCACAGCCACGACUUCUUGACAGAUGCCAUCGUGAGGAAGAUGAGCCGGAUGUUCUGUCAGGCUGCCCGAGUGGACCUGACUUUGGAUCCUGACACAGCUCAUCCAGCUUUAGCCCUGUCACCAGACCGACGAGGGGUCCGUCUUGCAGAGCGGCGCCAGGAACUCCCUGACCACCCCAAACGAUUUUCAGCUGAAUGCUGUGUGCUAGGAGCCCAGGGUUUCCGCUCCGGUCGCCAUUAUUGGGAAGUGGAGGUGGGUGGGCGUCGUGGCUGGGCUGUAGGGGCUGCUCGUGAGUCAACUCGUCACAAGGAGAAAGGGGGACCAGGAGGUGGAUCUGGGGGUGGUAGUGGGGAUGCCACACCAUCCCGUCACCACCAUCGCCGCAGACGGCCCCAUCUGCCCCAGCAGCCAAUGUUUCAAAGGGAAGUAUGGUGUGUGGGUACCAAUGGGAAGCGCUACCAGGCUCAGAGCUCAACUGAGCAGACACCCCUAAGCCCUGGGGACAAACCACACCGAUUAGGGGUAUACCUGGACUAUGAGGCAGGACGCCUGGGCUUCUAUAAUGCCGAGACUCUGGGACAUGUACACACUUUCUCAGCUGCCUUUCUGGGUGAGCGGGUCUUCCCCUUCUUCCGGGUGAUUUCCAAGGGCACCAGAAUCAAACUCUGCCCCUGAAGUAUCCUAAUGCUUGCUCCCCCUCCCCCCAAUUUCCCUUAUCUUGGUAGGGGUUAAGGGUGGAUCCUCAAGCUGGGGAGGUCCUCUUCUGCAGCCCUGCUUUUUUUUCCCUCCCUCCUGUGUUCCCACCUUCAGUUUUCAUUCUCCUACCUUCUUUGUCUAUAGUUGGCUAUGGGUCCCUGAAAAAGAAAAAUUGUUAAACAAUCUGCUUUUCCCCCUCCUUUCUACCCUACCUCUCUCCAUUUACACCUCUAUUGUUUGUCUACCCAAAUGGAUUUUAUUUGUGGGGAAGUUUUUUUUUGUUUUUUGUUUUUUUUUUAAUGGGUUGAGACCCUUCCCCUCCCCACA
Gracilinanus agilis (Agile Gracile Mouse Opossum) is the source of this 2578-nucleotide messenger RNA. RefSeq names its product tripartite motif containing 41 (gene TRIM41). NCBI's taxonomy places the organism in Eukaryota, Metazoa, Chordata, Mammalia, Didelphimorphia, Didelphidae. The coding region runs from base 347 to 2230 and encodes 627 amino acids. The transcript has 6 exons. Gene Ontology annotation, molecular function: protein binding; zinc ion binding. The record is from RefSeq and is a predicted model, not a curated record. Gene Ontology annotation, cellular component: nuclear body.